AUGGACAAAGAAGCCGAGAUGGAGUUCGCUCCCAUCACGGAGCGGACUUUAACCGCACUCGAUGAGCGAGAGAUCGAAACCUUGAACCGCAUUGCUUCGAGUAAGCUCGGUCAAAAACUAUCGCUUACUGCUAGCCGAAGAGAAAGUAGGGAUCCCCGAUUAGAUCCCAGCAGCCCGGAAUUUGAUCACCAUCGAUGGGCGCAGAGCGUACUCUCUCAAGUACAUGAAUCGGGAAUUGAUAUUCCUCACCAGAGCGUGGUCUUUUCAGACCUUUCAGUCAGCGGCUCUGGUUCUGCAUUGCGAUUCCAGGAAACGUUGAUCUCCACUCUCACACUGCCCUUUCGCCUCGCUACUAGAGCUCUUUCCGGAACCCGUUCACCCCCUCGCAAAAUCCUUCACAGCUUCGAUGGUCUUCUACAGGGUGGAGAGCUCUUGCUUGUCCUGGGUCGACCCGGCAGUGGAUGUACGACUUUUCUCAAAACGAUCUGUGGACAUCUGGGAGGUCUCUCAAUGGAUCCCAACAGCAAAAUCCAUUUCGAAGGCGUCGACUAUGAACAAAUGAUCAAGCACCACCGCGGCGAGGUCGCAUAUAACAAGGAGGUCGACUUACACUUCCCUCACUUGACCGUUGGCCAGACACUUUCCUUCGCUGCCCACGCCCGUGCUCCUCAUCAGCGUAUCCAGAACAUGACACGCAAUGAAUACGUCGACGCCAUCACCCAAGUUGUCAUGUCGGUUUUUGGCCUUUCUCAUACCACGAACACCAAAGUCGGCAGUGAAUUCGUGCGUGGCGUGAGUGGAGGCGAGCGAAAGCGCGUCUCUAUCGCUGAAAUGUUCAUCUCUCGUUGCCGCAUCGGAGCUUGGGAUAAUAGCACUCGCGGGUUGGACGCCGCUUCAGCCCUGAAGUUUGUCCGGGCUCUGCGCCUUGCAGCCGACAUGGGAGACUCCUGCCAUGCAAUUGCCGCCUACCAGGCAUCGCAGUCCAUGUUUGAUCUGUUCGACAAAGUGGUGCUGCUCUACGAGGGCCACGAGAUCUACUACGGCCCCCGCGAUCGAGCUGUCUCUUACUUCCAAGAGAUGGGAUGGGUGAGACCUGAGCGUCAGGUCAGCGGUGAUUACUUGACCGCAAUCACCAACCCAACUGAGCGCAAGGCCAUUGCGGGUAUGGAAGAAAAGGUGCCUCGCACCGCGAAGGAAUUCGCCGAGUACUGGAAGAGAAGCCCGGAUUAUCAGGCCCUGCGCAACGAAAUCACCACUUUUGAGCGAGAGCAUCCCCCGAGUGGUCAUGAUGCUCAAAGGCUCCAGGCCAGCCACGAAGAGCAGCAGGCGCGUCACACAAGGUCUCGCAGCCCCUACCUUCUUUCCAUCCCCAUGCAGGUUCGACUGUGCAUGACACGAGCCUACCAGAGAAUGCUCAACGACCUCCCAACCGCCUUGUCUCCGCUUAUUGUCCAGUUGAUUCUGUCGCUCAUCAUUGGAUCCGUCUUCUACAAUACCCCGAACACUUCGAGUUACUUUUUCCAAAAGGGAGCUGUUCUGUACUUUGCAGUCCUCAUGAACGCAUUGUUGACAAUGAAUGAAAUCAUGCAGCUCUACAGCCAGCGACCCGUGGUAGAAAAGCAACAUGGGUAUGCCUUCGUCCAUCCGUUCACCGAGGCUUUAGCCAGCAUUGUGGUGGACCUGCCCAUCAAACUCGUUCGCAUCUCCAUAUUCAGCAUUGUCCUCUACUUCAUGGCCAACCUGCGUCGUGAACCUUCCCAAUUCUUCAUCUUCUAUCUAUUCCUGGUCUUCGCCGUUUUGACAAUGUCCGGUAUCUUCCGCAGCCUGGCAGCUCUUACCAAGUCUAUCGGCCAGGCCAUGGCCUUUGCUGGUAUCAUGGUUCUCUGUAUCGUUGUCUACACUGGCUUCACGCUUCCGCAACCUUACAUGCACCCGUGGCUGUCUUGGAUUCGGUGGAUCAAUCCCAUUUAUUAUACAUUCGAGGCACUGAUUGCCAAUGAGUUUCACGGUCGCGAGUAUGACUGCUCUGCAUUCAUUCCGAGCUACGGAACUGGUACUUCCUUCAUUUGUUCCGCAGUUGGAGCAGUGGCUGGCCAACGCACAGUAUCCGGCGAUGCAUUCAUCGAGCAAAACUACGAGUACACAUACGCCCACAUUUGGAGGAAUCUGGGAAUAUUGAUCGUGUUCAUGAUCUUCUUCAACUCAGUCUAUCUGCUCGCUACUGAAUACCUUGGCGCCGAUAAAUCCAAGGCUGAAGCUCUUGUUUUCCGCCCCGGUCACGCACCCAAAUAUCUGCAGCCUGGCAAUGAUGCCGAAGGAGGCAUUUCGGACCCCAAUUUUCUUGAAGUUCAAAAAACAAAUGACACGAUCGGCCUGCCUCAGCAGAGAGAUGUGUUCUCCUGGAAAUCUGUCAACUAUGAUAUCCCCGUCAAAGAAGGCACUCGUCGAUUGCUCGACAACGUCUCUGGGUGGGUGAAGCCUGGUACUUUGACUGCAUUGAUGGGUGUUUCCGGGGCCGGUAAAACGACUCUGCUAGAUGUGCUCGCUCAGAGAGUCUCUAUCGGUGUCGUGUCUGGAGAUAUUCUUGUGAAUGGACAGCCGCUUUUGCCGAACUUCCCCCGGCGCACUGGCUAUGUGCAGCAGCAGGAUCUUCAUCUCGAUACUACCACGGUGCGAGAGGCACUCCGAUUCAGCGCCAUGCUGCGUCAACCCCGGAGCGUGUCGAAGCAGGAUAAACACGAGUAUGUGGAAUCAGUCAUCAAGGUUCUGGGCAUGGAAGACUUUGCCGAGGCCGUUGUUGGUUCUCUUGGUGAGGGCUUGAAUGUGGAACAACGAAAGUUGCUUAGCAUCGGUGUUGAAUUAGCUGCCAAGCCCACACUCCUGAUUUUCUUGGAUGAGCCCACUAGUGGUCUCGACUCCCAGAGUUCAUGGACCAUUUGCCAGUUCCUGAGGCGCCUCGCAGAUCAUGGCCAAGCCGUAUUGGCCACCAUUCAUCAGCCUAGCGCCACCUUAUUCCAGUCCUUCGAUCGUUUGCUUUUCUUGGCCAAGGGUGGAAAGACUGUAUACUUUGGUGACAUUGGCGAGGAGUCUUCUACUCUUCUGGAGUAUUUUGAGGGCAAUGGAGCCCGGGAGUGCGAAGAAUUGGAGAACCCUGCCGAAUACAUCCUUGAUAUGGUCGCAGGAGACGGGUGUCCUGGCGUGGACUGGGCUCAGGUCUGGAACAAAAGUCCGCAAUACGACGAGGUCCUGACCGAGGUGGAUCGCCUUCAUUCCAUUCGAAGCGGGUCAACCCACGAACCUUUCGAAGACGACAAUAAUGCCGAAUUUGCCAUGCCUUUGCACACACAACUUUGGAUUGUUCUUGGAAGAUGUUUCCAGGGCUAUUACCGGCAGCCAGAUUACAUCUACGCCAAGUUCAUUCUCGGUAUUGCAUCGGGUCUCUUCAUUGGUUUUUCAUUCUGGAAAGCCGACAACUCCGAGCAGGGCUUCCAAAACGUCCUUUUCAGUAUUUUCCUGCUGUGUACUAUCUUCAACACCCUCGUGAACCAGAUCAUGCCUCGCUUCGUCACUCAACGCUCCCUCUAUGAGGUGCGGGAACGUCCGUCUCGCAUCUACUCCUGGAAAGUCUUUAUACUCUCUCAGAUCCUGGUGGAAGUUCCCUGGCAAGUCGCCCUCGGUGUGUGCUCGUGGGCGUCAUUCUACUGGUCCGUUUUUGGUACCGACCAAAACGCCGAACAACGCGGUCUGAUCAUGCUAUUCAUUGUUCAAUUCUUCAUCUACGCCGCCUCCAUGGCCCAGUUCGUCGUCUGCUCUAUCCCAGAACCAACGCUGGGUGCGAUGCUCGCCACUUUGAUGUUCGGUCUCUCGUUCAUCUUCAACGGUGUUAUGCAGCCACCUUCCGCCUUGCCUAGAUUCUGGAUUUUCAUGUAUCGGGUUUCCCCCUUCACUUACUACAUCAGCGGCAUCGCAAGCACAGCCCUUCACGGUCGAUCAGUGACGUGCAGCGCAGCGGAGCUCAGUGUGUUCCCUCCACCGGCGGGACAAACCUGCGAAGAGUACAUGGCGAAGUAUUCAGUGGACAGCACCGGUACUCUUACCGACGCGAGUCGGAAUUCUACCUCGAGCUGCGAGUGGUGCAGUAUGACUUCAGCUGACGAGUACCUGGCGGGCCGCGAGAUCUAUUUUGAUCAGCGCUGGCGAAACUAUGGUAUCUUCUGGUGCUACUUCAUCUUCAAUAUCUUUGGAGCCAUCCUUUUGUACUAUCUGUUCCGCGUGAGGACCUCGAAGGCCAAGGUCGGGAAGGGCAAGAAGUCUGCGUGA
This is a messenger RNA of Penicillium atrosanguineum, 4320 nucleotides long. Its product is annotated as alpha-ketoglutarate-dependent 2-4-dichlorophenoxyacetate dioxygenase. The record is from RefSeq and is a predicted model, not a curated record. The transcript has a single exon. Gene Ontology annotation, molecular function: ATP hydrolysis activity; ATP binding; ABC-type transporter activity. Bases 1 to 4320 code for a protein of 1439 amino acids. Lineage: Eukaryota; Fungi; Ascomycota; Eurotiomycetes; Eurotiales; Aspergillaceae. Gene Ontology annotation, biological process: transmembrane transport. Gene Ontology annotation, cellular component: membrane.